GGGGGCGCUGGGGGGGCUCGGGGACACCCGGGGUGGGUCCUGAGCCCCACAACCCCCCCAGCUGCCGGGAUCCCGGAUUUCCGCUCCCCCGGCACCGGGCUCUACUCCAACCUGCAGAGUUACAACCUCCCCUACCCCGAGGCCAUCUUUGAGAUUGGUUUCUUCAAGAAACACCCAGAGCCCUUUUUCGCCCUUGCCCGUGAGCUCUACCCAGGCCAGUUCAAGCCCACCGUGUGUCACUACUUCAUGCGGCUGCUGCAGGACAAGGGGCUCUUGCUGCGCUGCUACACCCAGAACAUCGACACUCUGGAGAGGGUGGCAGGGCUGGAGCCGGAGCUGCUGGUGGAGGCUCACGGCACGUUCUUCACGUCCCACUGCCUGCGCUCCUCGUGCCGCCAGCGCUACGACCUGGCCUGGAUGAGGGAGAGGAUUUUCUCCUCCCUGGUCCCGAAAUGUGAGAAGUGCCAGGGGCUGGUGAAGCCUGGUGAGUUUUGGGGGGUGCUGAGCAGGAAUUUGUGGGGGGGGAAGGGGUCUUCACAC
Messenger RNA from Cyanistes caeruleus (blue tit), 540 nucleotides. The record is from RefSeq and is a predicted model, not a curated record. NCBI's taxonomy places the organism in Eukaryota, Metazoa, Chordata, Aves, Passeriformes, Paridae.